Molecule: messenger RNA, 923 nt
Organism: Branchiostoma floridae (Florida lancelet)
Lineage: Eukaryota; Metazoa; Chordata; Leptocardii; Amphioxiformes; Branchiostomatidae
Exons: 3
Coding region: 126-923 (265 amino acids)
Source: RefSeq, a predicted model, not a curated record
AUGUUGGCGGGAAUGGUCACACCCCGUCUGGGAAGAGGAGGCAGCACAAACAUGGAAAGAAAGAUGGAGGAGCUCGCCGACCUCUCUCUUUCCUAAGUCCUAAGAUAACACGAUCUUUGGGGCACAUGCUCACCCCAAAGAUUCAACUGGCCAAGUCCCCUCGGCCUGUGAAACACCAUCAGUGGACUGAUAAGGAGGACAAGGCAUUGAUCCAGUUUUUGGAUCUAAGCCACCUUGAUCAGGAUGAAAAUGUCACUGACACAGCAUCCUGGCCAAUGAGGCACGCUAACAGUCCCUUUUGGACAGAGGCUGCAACAUCAAUCAAGACGGCAACCAGGAGCAGUGAACUUCUUUCAGCAAACACAGUGAGGAACAGGUGCAGGAAGUGGAGGACGAAAUUCGACGAAUCCCUUGAAGCUGCUGUGAAGUCUUUUGGUCUUGAGACGAAUUCAAUCAGCCGUGCAAAGAAAACCAAAGAAACAGUCAGCAGGGGAUGCCAGACAAAGAAGUUGACUGUGGACCAGCAAACACAAACUGAACAUAGCUGCCAGGAUGAUGUCACAACAGUACUGUCUUCUUGCAAGGCCCUGACCCAAUCAGAAUUUGAUUCUUUCAUGCUUAUGCUGCUUCCUCAAAUCGUUCAAUCAUCUUCAGUUCUAUCCUUUGGUGAUAAACUGUUCUCAGUUGUAGCUACAGCAAAGAAUAUUUCCACAUACCCAACCGACUUCUUUUCAAAGUCCAUCAAUGCCAUGUCCACCCUACAAGAACACAACAAGCCCAACAUCCUGUACAAGUUUGCCCACAUCUUGAGCACCAACAGGCCUGGCACCUCCACACCUCUGCUCCAAAUUGACAGGAUGCCAUUUGGAUUACUACAAUACCAGAUGGAGUUCUUCUUAGCCACACAAUGUACAUCAGGUUAG